Messenger RNA from Aspergillus homomorphus CBS 101889, 2778 nucleotides. RefSeq names its product FTFMHR domain-containing protein. The transcript is spliced from 7 exons. Bases 90 to 2651 code for a protein of 853 amino acids. Gene Ontology annotation, cellular component: chromatin. Gene Ontology annotation, biological process: DNA-templated transcription; regulation of transcription by RNA polymerase II. Gene Ontology annotation, molecular function: zinc ion binding; RNA polymerase II cis-regulatory region sequence-specific DNA binding; DNA-binding transcription factor activity, RNA polymerase II-specific. The record is from RefSeq and is a predicted model, not a curated record. NCBI's taxonomy places the organism in Eukaryota, Fungi, Ascomycota, Eurotiomycetes, Eurotiales, Aspergillaceae.
CUUUCCCACAUGGUGCAACCUCAAUGCAUCCUUCUGUGUGACUGUCUUCUUGACACCUCCACUCCAGUGGCUCUCCCACGCGCAAAAUCAUGGUCAUGAAGCAGUGUACCAUCUGCGACCGGCAAUUCAAGAAGACAGAGCAUUUCAAGCGCCAUGAACGGUCGCACACGAAAGAGAAGCCGUACCAGUGCAGUGUCUGUCUGAAGCGCUUCUCGCGGAGUGAUGUCCUAAGUCGCCAUGCCAAAGGCCACAAGAACCCCCGCACCGAGGCGACGGGCGAUGCGCAGAAUCUCCAGACCGUCACGCCGGCCGCCGCAUCGCAUGAUGAUCGCACGUCGAGCGUGUCGAAUGGGACUCAUCAGCAGUCCUUACCGGAGAUGAGCCCCAACAAUAUCCAACACAUGCAGCACCUCCCGACAGCCCGCGGCAUGUCGCUAUCGGCGACAGCGGGUAUUCCGUCCUCUUCGCUGGAUUUUCUGGCCAAUAUAAGCACCCAUCAGCCUCGCACGGAACCAGAGGCCAAUCAGAUGAUGACCGAUGGGCAACAGCAGUACUUCGGAUGGAACGAUAUGUCUGGUUCUGAUCAGCAAUGCUAUCGAGGAACUAUCCUCGAUCCGAUGCAGAAUGACUUGCUGCAAUUUUGGCUGGAACCCCGCGGUGACUCGCUCUCACACCACGGUUCAUUAGACAUGAUGUUGGACCCGAUGACUAGCCUGUCAGCCGAAGAUUCCGUGGCAACACCCCAGCAGCAUCAACAGCAGCAAUCAUCCGCCGACAGCGAGAAUUCGAAAACGGGGGUGGUGAUUCCAAAUGAGCGAUUCUCCCGCGUGCAACGCUAUUGGCUUGCUCCCUCGAAUAACACCGGUCGCCUCAUGAACAGCCUGUGGCGCGAUGUCGCCGGCAAUGACUUGCAUAAUAUAUUCAACCUACCAGCAGCACCAGUACCCAGUGGGCCAGCUGGUCUUCCGCAGGGGUCCCGGUAUGGUCUUGACGAAGCGUGUCGGCAACGUCUAUACAUGGCUUUUGGGCAACCGGAACAGUCGCAGCCACAUACGCUGUCUGGGGCCAAUCCGCUUCCCCCUAUGGCUUCCGGUUCGCUUCUCAAGAAUCACAACUUCCCUCCGGCUGAGGUCCUCGAUAUGGCGCUUGAUCUUUACUUUCGCGAAUUUCACCCAUUGGUGCCAUUCAUACAUGUCCCCAGUUUUUCCGCCAGCAAUAUCCGCCCUUCGGUACUGUAUUCCAUGUGUCUUAUCGGAAUGGUUUUGUUGGGGACGAGAGGGACGAUGGAGUUUGUUUGCAAGAAUUUCUCAUUGAUGCUCGAGCGCCUAACGGUUGACCUGGCUAAAUGCUCCGUGGGGGUGGAGAAUUCGGUCUGCACGGUCUCUACCUUUGCUGCCUGUUUCAUCUUCCUUAACCUGGCUGCUAUGACUGGGGAAAAGGAACACCUCGCAAAAUGCCAAAUGCUCUAUGUCAAUCUCAUAUCCAUUGCGCAAAGACAUGGUUUAUUCGCAGCCACGGAAGGGCAACUGCUUGAUAUGAAUCUUUUCGACACCUUCAGCGAUGUAGAGACCCGAUGGAAGGCGUGGAGCAAGGUAGAAUCUGUCAAAAGAUUAAUCACCGGUCUAUUGCUCUUGGAUUCGUGGUACUCAUCAUUCAUGUCGACGAGUCCUAUCAUCGCGCCCGACUCGGUCCAAUUAAUACUGCCGUGCGACGACGCACUCUUCCGAGCCAUUACUGCUAUGCGGUGGAUGCAGCUGAUCUGCAGCGGCAAAUGCAUGCUCAUGCCUACGAUAGUGGCACCGUCCGAAAAUGUCGGCUUACCCGAACUAGAAACCCCGGUGGACGACUUCUGUAUGCAUGCAGUGCUCUCACUGGUGCAGUUGCGGUUAUCAGAAGCUUACUACCGCCUGCUUUCAAACCGAGCGCAGUUUCCCUAUGCGCCGUGCCACACUUAUAGUAUGGACGCUCGUGCUAGGUGCCUUGCGGCCCUUCAGCUGCAGAUUGCCGGCAAAUAUGGAGACAUACUCGGCCGGUUGAAUCCCAAUGCGGCUGUGACGUGGCAUAAUAUGUGCUUGACGCUGUCGGCGGACACCCAGAUCUUUGAUUUGGCGGCGGGACGAUCAGGUCCAGCCCCUGCCCGGAAAGCCUUGGAUGACAUUGCCGCAUGGUCUCAGACACCAGCCGCCAGACGAGCCUGUCUGCACGCGGCCCACAUCUACAAGGUGUUGACUAACCGCAAGACCUCGGAUCAUAUGAUGUUCCACUCGGUCUUUUCCCUCUUCUCCGCAGCGCUAGUCCUGGGACUCUAUGUUUUCAUGGUGCCUAAUAUUCCGGAUCCGCAGGGAGGGGGCACUGCGAUUGAGCUAUUCGAUGACAUCGACUGGCAGAAGGUGGGCACGGAGGGGUUUACCAACUUCAUGGUGCCGCAGGGGAACCAGCAUUUCCCGCCGUCAGAAGAGCCUGCUGUGAAUUUUAUCCGCAAUGGGGGCACAGUGUUCCUACGCGGGAUACCCAUCCAAGGCGGAUACCAACCCGCACGACGCGUUUUGCUGGACUAUGCUGGAUUGUUACGAGACGCUGGCAAAUGGAGCGUGCGCAAGUUCUCAUAUGUGCUUCACAUCAUGAGUGAUGUAUUGAUGGACGUGGAAUGAAGCAUCGACUAGACUGCAUCUUACCCGGGCGACUUGACUAUGUCAUCAAACAAGCUCGAGAGGACGCACCGGCGCAUAGUGGUGGCACUGAUCAGCUGGCUGAACAGGUUUCCACUGGCUUUAUUGC